Aspergillus glaucus CBS 516.65 is the source of this 1625-nucleotide messenger RNA. RefSeq names its product thiamine thiazole synthase (gene thiA). The transcript has 4 exons. The coding region runs from base 150 to 1154 and encodes 334 amino acids. The record is from RefSeq and is a predicted model, not a curated record. NCBI's taxonomy places the organism in Eukaryota, Fungi, Ascomycota, Eurotiomycetes, Eurotiales, Aspergillaceae. Gene Ontology annotation, biological process: thiamine biosynthetic process.
CGGCUGUACAUAUAACCCCUCUUCUCCCCUCCUUCGUCUCUUUCUCUUCUUCUCAUUCUCAAACAAACCAUUACUGUCCAUACACAAUUCUAUCACCAACAAGACCAAAUUCACGAUCGACUUGAUCAUUACCAGCAACACCAUCCAAAAUGACUCCUCCCGCUGCUCUUUUCGACACUGUCGCCCCCACCACCACCAUCAAGGGUAAGGUGGUUGCCCCCGAGGUUGCCAAGACCACCUUGACCGGUGGUGAGUCUCAGACCAAGCUCUUGGACCAGUUUGGCGGCAAGUGGGAUGAGUUCAAGUUCGCCCCCAUCCGUGAGAGCCAGGUCUCGCGGGCUAUGACUCGCCGCUACUUCCAGGACCUCGACAAGUACGCUGAGACUGAUAUUCUCAUCGUCGGUGCCGGUUCUUGCGGUCUGAGCACUGCCUAUGUUCUUGCCAAGGCUCGUCCGGACUUGAAGAUUGCCAUUGUUGAGGCUUCGGUCUCUCCUGGUGGUGGUGCUUGGCUGGGAGGCCAGCUCUUCUCCGCCAUGGUCAUGCGUCGUCCUGCCAACAUUUUCUUGGAGGAGUUGGGCGUGCCCUAUGAGACCGACCCUGAGAACCCCAACUACGUCGUCGUCAAGCACGCUUCGUUGUUCACCUCGACCCUGCUGUCCAAGGUUCUGUCCUUCCCCAACGUCAAGCUCUUCAACGCCACCAGCGUUGAGGACCUGAUCACCCGCCCGGCCGCUAGCGGUAACCCCAAGGAGACCCGCAUCGCCGGUGCCGUUACCAACUGGACUCUGGUCACCUUGCACCACGACGACCACUCCUGCAUGGACCCCAACACCAUCAACGCUCCGGUCAUCAUCAGUACCACUGGCCACGACGGACCCUUUGGUGCUUUCUGCGCUAAGCGUCUGGUGUCCAUGAACAGCGUCGACAAGUUGGGCGGCAUGCGCGGUCUGGACAUGAACUCGGCCGAGGAUGCUAUCGUCAAAAACACCCGCGAGGUUGCCAAGGGUCUCAUCAUUGGCGGUAUGGAGCUGUCUGAGAUUGACGGCUUCAACCGUAUGGGCCCUACCUUUGGCGCCAUGGUUCUUAGCGGUGUGAAGGCUGCUGAGGAGGCUCUGUCUAUCUUUGACGAGCGCCAGCGCGAGUGUGCCGAGUAAGCACAUUCUCAUAGUGUGAUAGUAUCGUUAUGGCAGCAGCCUGCCAAUCAAUCGAAUGAUUUUGACUCCACGAAGACAUUCAGUAAACCAUUCCCGUAUUUAUUAGUUAUUAUUUGACCUGUAGAAUAAGUGUACAAUAGAAUUAUAGUCCAACCUGUACAGUUACACCCCCUUGGAUUGUUCAACAAUCCUCUUCGCGUUCCGAACCUCCCACUCAAACUCCUUAAGCGCCCGCAACUCACUCGAUACAAACAACCCCCCAAUCAAGCCAUCCAGAAUACCCGCCCCGAAGCUCAGCGUACUAACCAGGACCAAUAUAAACGCCACAUACGACAGGCCACCCGUCCACCAGGCUCCAACAAAACAGCCAAUCGACACAAUCACGGAAAGAAUUAAAUGCGCCAUUCGCCAGCGUCGCUGCGAACGUUCCCGGAGAUUGUACUUGUGGAUCAUCUCGAGGAUGCGGUCGUA